CAGAUCAUGUACGUUUUCCUCUCUCAAUUUAUUAUCACAAGAUUAUUCAUCCAAGUGCUUAUAGGAAGAUGAGUAUCAAGUUGAUUCUUUUGUUUGUUGUGUGUGUUUUCGGGCAAGCGACAUAUGCAAGGAAGCUUCUUCAGCUUCCAGCUAUGAACAUCCCUGGCAUUGGUGGAGUUGAACAAAUCAUCGGAGGUAUUAUUGAUGGUGGUGGUGGUGGUGGCGGAGGUGGUGGUGGAGGAGGAGGUGAGAAUGGUGGAUAUGGUGGGGGAUUAGGAGCUGGAUUUGGUAAAGGAUCAGGUCCUGAUGGAGGAGGAAAAGGUGGUGGUGGUGGAGGCGGUGGUGGAGGAGGUGAGAAUGGAGGAUCGGGUGGGGGAUUAGGAGGUGGCUUUGGCAAUGGAGAUAGCGAUGGAGGUGGAGGAGGUGGCGGCGGCGGUGGUGGAGGAGGUGAGAAUGGAGGAUAUGGUGGGGGAUUAGGAGGUGGCUUUGGUAGUGGAGGAAGCGAAGGAGGAGGAGGAGGUGGCGGUGGCGGAGGAGGUGGAGGAGGAGGUGAAAAUGGUGGAUCUGGCUGGGGAAUAGGAGGUGGCUAUGGUGGUGGAUCUGGCGAAAAUGGAGGCAGUGGUGGUGGUGGCGGCGGUGGAGGAGGGGUGAAUGGUGGAUCUGGAGGGGGAAUGGGAGGUGGCUACGGUAGUGGAUUAGGUAGCACUGGAGGACACGACAAUGUCGUAGGUGAAGAUGGUGGCAGUGAUUAUGAUGCAGGAGCAGGUGAAGGCGAUGGAGAUAUGGAUUCAGAUCGAUGGUUGGCACUUGUUGUAGGUCCUCCUACACCUAAUGGUAAAGCUUCUGAUGAUAUGGUGCAAAUUAAACAUAUUUUUUUUAUGGAUUUUACUGUCAAAGAGGAUUAUCAGGACAUAUAUUCGAAGGAUACUGUGGAUAUUAACCUGGAGGUAGAGACCCCUUUAACCCCAAUUUGGAUCACCUUGACUGGCCUUAAAUGGCAUUAUUUCAAUUGGGAUGCUGUCCUUCGGAUCACCUCCCCUAUCGGUACAUUAUUGAGGAUUGAUAAAGCGAGUAAUGUCAGGAGGGGCAUAUUGAAGACGAGUGCUUUGAUUGGAAAGAACAGAAAUGUCGAUGACAAUAGAGCUAACCAGUUGGCUUUGGGGUCUUCUAGUAUAGCAUCUGCUAGUGAUAAUAGUAAGCUGAACAUUAUAGAACAUCACAAAGGGAACCAAUUACGCCAACUUACCGAUGAAGGAGAAGAGCGAUCUGAAUCUUUCCCUCACCCACAACACCAAAUGCUAUAG
This is a messenger RNA of Capsicum annuum, 1304 nucleotides long. Its product is annotated as glycine-rich cell wall structural protein 1.0-like. The transcript has 4 exons. The record is from RefSeq and is a predicted model, not a curated record. The coding region runs from base 69 to 1304 and encodes 411 amino acids. NCBI's taxonomy places the organism in Eukaryota, Viridiplantae, Streptophyta, Magnoliopsida, Solanales, Solanaceae.